This is a messenger RNA of Leptidea sinapis, 4929 nucleotides long. RefSeq names its product membrane-bound transcription factor site-1 protease (gene S1P). Gene Ontology annotation, molecular function: serine-type endopeptidase activity. The record is from RefSeq and is a predicted model, not a curated record. Gene Ontology annotation, cellular component: Golgi apparatus. Gene Ontology annotation, biological process: proteolysis. The coding region runs from base 298 to 3441 and encodes 1047 amino acids. Lineage: Eukaryota; Metazoa; Arthropoda; Insecta; Lepidoptera; Pieridae. The transcript is spliced from 20 exons.
UAUAAAAAACUUCUGUUUAUUUUGUGUGUAAAUUGGUAAAAUCUCUAAUUAUGAAUGUUAGAUAUAUGAUUCUAUCGGCAUUGACUGCAUAUCGGACCUUAAUAUAUUUGCUAUUUUAGAAAUAUCAGCCUAUGUUCCUUAUAUUUUGCAAAAUAUAACUCUAAUUACUAAAGAAUACUGAAAAUACUGCAGAAGCACACAAUAAUUGAAAUAAAACAAACACACAAAAAAUAUUUCAGCCCUAAUUAACUGUGAUAAAGCAUAUAGACGAUGAAUUUAAAAUAUUAUAUCUAAGAAAUGGGUUGGACCCACUUCUAUCAUGUCUUUUCUUUCCAAUAUAUUGUUAAGCUAUCAUUUAUUAUGGCCAUGGUUAUAUUUGCUCAAUGUGCAGCUGAUGGUACUAUCUUAUGUAACUCCUCAACAACGAAUAAUGUGCAAUAUGACUUUAAGUCAAAUAUUAUUUCAAGUGAAUAUAUAAUAACUUAUAAGGGUUAUUUUACUAAGAAAUCCAGAGAAAGUUAUGUAGCUGCUGCAUUAAAUAACGCUGGAGUGAAUAAUUGGACAAUAUUGCAGCGUGAGAACCCUGCAAAAGAAUAUCCAAGUGAUUUCGAUGUUAUAUUCUUGAAUACUGAUGCAAGAGAAGCACUAGGAGCAUUGCGUGAUCACCCUGCUGUGCGUCGAGUGACUGUGCAAAGACAAGUUCAGCGUACUAUUAAAUAUAUACCUGAGGAUGAUUGUGAUUCUUCAGACUGUCUAUAUAACGGUUGGAGGAACUAUCAUCACCGAGCAAGAGCAUUACAUUCAUUGAGAAAGUUAAGGGAGAAUGAAAGCUUCUCAUCUCGGAAGCUGCUGAGAACAGUACCUCGUCAGAUUACUUCAGUAUUGAAGGCAGAUGUUCUCUGGUCACUCGGAGUUACAGGAGAAGGGAUAAGAGUAGCGGUAUUUGAUACGGGGCUAUCUCGAGAUCAUUCGCAUUUUGGCCGGAUUCGGGAACGCACGGAUUGGACUGGUGAAAAGACUUUGGACGAUGCCUUGGGGCAUGGCACUUUCGUUGCUGGUGUCAUUGCUUCCCGUGCAGACUGUCUGGGCUUCGCACCCGAUUCUGACUUGUACAUAUUCCGAGUAUUUACUGAUAAUCAGGUUUCAUACACAUCAUGGUUUUUGGAUGCAUUUAACUACGCCAUAAUGAAAAAAAUCGAUGUUCUGAACCUUAGCAUCGGUGGGCCAGACUUUAUGGAUCAUCCAUUUGUGGAUAAAGUAUGGGAACUUACGGCAAAUAAAGUAAUAAUGGUCUCUGCGAUUGGAAACGACGGUCCACUUUACGGGACGCUCAAUAAUCCAGCGGAUCAGAUGGACGUUAUCGGUGUGGGGGGCAUAGGGUUUGAUGAUCGUAUUGCUAAAUUUUCUUCAAGGGGUAUGACGACGUGGGAAUUGCCUAACGGCUACGGGCGUAUGAAGCCAGAUAUAGUAACCUAUGGGAGUGCGGUUCGCGGAUCGAGUAUCAAUGGUGGCUGUCGUUCACUAAGCGGUACGUCAGUGGCAUCGCCUGUAGUUGCGGGUGCGAUUGCGCUGUUGGCAAGUGGGGUUCCGCGCCAGAACUUAACACCAGCUUCGGUCAAACAAGCGCUGUGUGUAACUGCCAGACGUUUGCAAGGACCGAAUAUGUUCGAGCAAGGACACGGGAAAUUAGACCUUAUCAGCGCGUAUCAGUUUCUGAGAGAUUACGAGCCACAAGUCACCCUGAGCCCGCCCUACAUCGAUCUAACCGAAUGCCAGUACAUGUGGCCGUAUUGUACUCAGCCGCUUUACUACAGCGCACAACCCACUAUCGCAAACGUUACUAUUAUAAAUGGCCUAGGAGUAGCUGGAAAUGUGAAAAGCGUAACCUGGCACCCACACCUUCCGAACGGGUUGAUCCUCUCAGUAUCUGCCACUCAUAUUGACGUGAUAUGGCCCUAUUCUGGCUGGAUGGCACUCAGCUUCAGUGUUCAAGAAACUGGAGCUGACUUUGACGGCGUUGUUGAAGGCCACGUCAAUAUCACAGUUGAGAGUUUCGACGAAAGUUUUCAACAGAAGACAAGAAACACAAGCCUUAUGUUACCCAUACGAGCUCGAGUAAUACCUGUCCCAGUAAGAUCUAGGCGGUUGAUUUGGGACCAAUUCCACAGUCUACGAUAUCCCGGUGGCUAUUUCCCGAGGGACGACUUGCGUGCCAAACACGAUCCGUUAGAUUGGCACGCUGACCAUAUACAUACAAACUUCCGUGAUAUGUACCGUAGAUUGAGAGAGCACGGAUAUUACGUUGAAGUAUUGGGUUCACCAGUAACCUGCAUAAACACGUCCCUCUACGGAGCGCUAUUACUGGUCGAUCCCGAGGACGAAUAUUUUCCAGAAGAAAUGGCAGCUCUAAAGAAGGCAGUUGACUCUGGGUUGUCGCUUAUUGUUUUCGCUGAUUGGUACAACGCAUCCCUACUUCGUCAUGUCAAGUUCUACGACGAAAAUACAAGGCAAUGGUGGAUACCCGAGACAGGAGGUGCCAACGUGCCUGCGUUGAAUGACCUGCUAAGCAUGUUUCAGGUGGCGUUGGGUGACCGCGUAUUUGAAGGCACGUUCAAAUUAGGCGGGCAUUCGAUGUACUACGCGAGCGGCACUCACAUACACAGCUUCCCAGAACACGGCGUUCUAGUGACUGCUAAACUACAAGAUCAGGGACAUCAAAUAAUGUCAGGAGAAAAGCCAAGUAGUGGCGCCGGCUCUGGGAGUGUCGAAAUAGUGGAUGUGCCGAUUCUGGGUCUCUUGCAAACAGACGGAGAAGCUAGAGACUAUACAAACGAUACCUUGGAACACCCUAAGGGGGGCCGAUUAGUAGUUUACGGUGACUCGUCAUGUUUGGAGAGCGGAACAGCGAAGCCCUGCCAUUGGCUGUUAUUGGCCGCGUUACAGUACGCGCUGGUCGGACAUUUGCCGUCGUCGUUGAAGGAAGCGGCGGCCUCGAAGCAACAUCGCGACGUACAUAUUAUACCAUCAGAGUUACCUCAGCGGUCGGAAGGCGGUCGUCUUCACGUGUAUUCGCGCGUUCUUUCCGCCGACGGUAGCGGACCCCGAGCGUUGCCGGAGUGCGUGACAUCUCCGGGGCUCAGGGCGGACCCAAUACACGCCCCUCCGGCAGCCAGAACCCUAGCACCACGGCACCAGCCCACUGACCCCAGGAGUAUAGGUGCACCGGAAACCGAGGGGACUGAGGCAGCCCCGAGAGCCUGGCGAGGUGCUGGUGUCGCCCCUUCGAAAUCACAUUUGGAUUUUAACAAGGAAACAAACACGUUCAACAAUCGUCUACUGAUGUUCGUCUCGAUCUCGGCCAUUCUUUAUUGUAUUGUCAUGUUCUGGAAACGGUACGGUAGGAAAAUUAAACGGCGGAAGAUUAUAUCGCUGGCAACUUGAUUAAGAGUGAUAACAACUACCUAUGAAGUAUAUUGUACCACAGUGUUGCGACGGAGAGAAUUUCGGUCAAUGACCUCUUAUUUAUCACUUUUGAACGUGUAUAAUUAUGUGUCCGUGUUUUUAACAUGGAUGGUGACGUCGGAUGAACGAGUUAAAAAAUAAUGGAAAUUUCUCUGCUUCGCGAACAUAAUUUAUACUAAGAUAAUUUAAAUUUGCAAAUUAUGAGAUACCGUGAAUGUGAUACCUGUACGUUAGUUACUUUUGUAGAUUUAUUAUGCUUUUUGUUUUAUUAUAUUUCAAACAUUACUUAAAUGAUUCUUUUUCUCAGUCCUGCGGGCCUACCAUGAACUCUUAUUGCGAUUCAAUUGACAACUUAAAAUGAACUGCUUUGCUAUUUCGUAUAACGACGUGAAUUUAGGUUGAUGUCAAUACAACUGAUUAAAUCGCAAUGAUAUCAAUUGAAUCGCAAACUGGUUUAGUUAGUGAGGUAAUAUUUCAACCUAAACUGGAUAGCUUUAUGUGUCAAAGUGGGCGAUUCGACAAAAGUUGCUACUUCCUUCGACGAAAAGUGAAUCGUGUUGUUAAUAACUUUUAAAAAAUAGUGAGAACAUACAGAAAUGGAAAAUUUUAUUGAUGAAAGAUGAGAUAAGAAUACUUUAUUAGACUUUUUUGUAAAACGAUAUACUGAAAAUAAAUACCAAAACUGAAAAUACUAAAGACAGUGAGGGCCCGGGCUAUUCGCAAGAACGAUUAAAAAAAAAUGUACUCUGUGGUCCUGUCAAAUCAAACAUCAAUGGAGAUGCGUUCAUAACUCGUUAUUUUUACGAAAACACAUAAGCAAACAUUUAAUUUGUAAUUCAAAGAACUAUAUUUAUUUAUAUUACUAUUAUUUAAUAAGUACAAAAAGGGGCUUAAUGGUUCAUAAUUUGACGCUGUAAAGCGCAAUUAUAAAAUGUAUUUUUAAUAUUUUCUACUCAAAAAACCGCUAAAAUCAUAUCAUUUUAGGUUUCGAAACGCAACGCAUAUUUAUCGAGUAAAAGAGACAAACUUAUGCAACGACUGUAGAGCGUCAUCUCUUUCUCACACCGCGGACCACAGACAAAUUUAUUUCGUUCAUUCUUUAUAAGCGAUCCAAACGCCAUUCAGUAAAAGGCACUUCAUGGUACGAAUUUUAGUGAUUCAUUUUUGGUACCUAAACUGAACUGUAUCGGAAUCGCAUCGCUUAUUAAAAGUUGAUGAUAGGCCCUCUGUUCUUAUUUUUUUUCUAUUAAUUUCUGUAUUUGUAAUGUCCCUAAAUAAUUAAUUUGAUAAAAACAGUUUUUAUUCUAGUAGGACGUACGAAAUAAAUGUUACGUCAUGAAUUAAAGAAUCUUCUGAAUGCAAGAUGUAUAUAUACCUAAAAUUUACCAUUACUAUAUAUAAAUAAUUGUAUUAUUAAAUGAAAGAUUAUUUAUUGGUAGCCUUUAUGUGAAUAAUUAAGCCAAAUAU